AUGGCGACCCUCGCGACCGCUUCUCGCCUCUGCCUGCGCGCGGCUGCUAAGCCCGUCGCUCCCGCCGUCCGCGCCCUCAGCACCACCGCCGUUCGUACCGACAGCGCGUCCGCCUCUGGAUACUCCAGCCCCUUCAAGUUCCAAGGAGAGUCCAAGGGCUCCCAGAUCCCUGACUUCGGAAAGUACGUCUCUACCGGCAGCGAGGGCAAGAACAAGCUCUACUCGUACUUCAUGGUUGGCGCUCUCGGUGCCGUCAGUGCUGCUGGUGCCAAGAGCACAGUUCAGGGUGGGUUGAAAUCCGGUUCAAGACUCGAUGUCUUGCCAUUGGGCUGCAAUUGGAGUUGCAUCUUGCCGGCAGGGCAUCGGGCCUGGUCAAUUGAUGGUUACAUGUCUGCUUCUGCCGACGUCCUGGCCAUGGCCAAGGUCGAGGUUGACCUUGCCUCUAUCCCUGAGGGCAAGAACGUUAUCAUUAAGUGGCGAGGCAAGCCCGUCUUCAUCCGGCACCGAACCCAGGACGAGAUCGACCAGGCCAACAAAGUCAACAUCUCUUCUCUCCGAGAUCCCGAGGAGGAUAGCGCCCGUGCCAGACAGCCCGAGUGGCUUGUCAUGUUGGGUGUCUGCACCCACUUGGGUUGUGUCCCCAUUGGUGAGGCCGGUGACUACGGCGGUUGGUUUUGCCCUUGCCACGGUUCUCACUACGAUAUCUCUGGCCGAAUAAGAAAGGGACCCGCCCCUCUCAACCUCGAGAUUCCCGAGUACGAUUUCCCCGAGGAGGGCAAGCUUAUCAUCGGUUAA
Messenger RNA from Fusarium venenatum, 795 nucleotides. NCBI's taxonomy places the organism in Eukaryota, Fungi, Ascomycota, Sordariomycetes, Hypocreales, Nectriaceae. The record is from RefSeq and is a predicted model, not a curated record.